Messenger RNA from Eutrema salsugineum, 1268 nucleotides. RefSeq names its product NEP1-interacting protein 2. Bases 297 to 992 code for a protein of 231 amino acids. The transcript is spliced from 5 exons. The record is from RefSeq and is a predicted model, not a curated record. NCBI's taxonomy places the organism in Eukaryota, Viridiplantae, Streptophyta, Magnoliopsida, Brassicales, Brassicaceae.
AUGAAAGCUUGAGACUUUUUUGUUUUUGUUUUAGCAGUGACUGUGACAGAUUUAAAACCCUAGAUUUUUCCUUCACCUACAACAAUGGGAAACAAAUUCUGGCCAUGAAAGCUAAAUACCCAGAUCCUUAAAUGCAAGUAGCGCGACGUCGCAUCCUCUCUCUUAACAAUUAAGCAAAUCCUUCCUCUUCUUCUUCUUCUCUCUCUCUCUCUAUCUCUUUCUUCUAUAUAAGCUUCCCUUGGACCUCUGCUUUUACCGAAAAUCAUUUCGUUCACGGAUUGAGGAUUUAGGAAAACAUGGCGUCUUAUAGAUUCCAAUCUGGGGUUUGUCCUCUUUCUUCAAGCCCUUCUCUUGGGGAUUACGUCGAACGGAUUAAAGACGCUUGUAAUUUCCUCGUCUCUGCUGUUCUGGGUACCAUCAUCUCCGCGAUCUUGACUUUCUUCUUCGCGCUAGUGGGCACAUUGCUAGGUGCACUUACAGGAGCUUUGAUAGGCCAAGAAACCGAGAGUGGUUUCAUCAGAGGAGCAGCGAUUGGAGCCAUUUCGGGAGCUGUUUUCUCUAUCGAGGUCUUUGAAUCAUCGCUCGAUCUCUGGAAAUCCGAUGAGUCAGGUUUCGGAUGCCUUCUCUACUUGAUUGAUGUCAUUGUUAGUCUUCUAAGCGGGAGACUCGUACGGGAACGCAUAGGUCCUGCAAUGCUAAGUGCAGUGCAAAGUCAGAUGGGAGCUUUGGAUGCACCUUUUGAUGAUCUCUCAAGCCUCUUCGAGACAGGAGGCUCAAAAGGAUUGACAGGAGACCUGGUUGAGAAAAUCCCAAAGAUGACAAUCACUGGCAACAACAACACAGAUGCUUCCUGUUCUGUCUGUCUUCAGGAUUUCCAGCUUGGUGAAAUAGUAAGAAGCUUGCCUCAUUGUCAUCACAUGUUUCACUUACCUUGUAUCGACAAUUGGCUCCUCAGGCAUGGUUCUUGUCCAAUGUGUAGACGUGACCUUUAAAUUCACUCUCUCUCGCUCUGCAUCGUCCGUCUCUCAUAAUGCAGUACAGAUACUUCUACACAGCUCUAAGCUUAAGAGUCUGGUCCUCUUCUUAACUUUCAUGUAAAUUACACUUCUUUUUCUCUUUUGCUUUUUACAAUUACCAUUUUACAUCCCUCAGAGUUUACUACUAGCAAUCUAAUUUACCGCACGACGUAUCUUCUUAAUGUUAUGUUUAGUCAGCAGAUGUAUACAAGAACACAGUAAAAAACAUGUUUUUUCCUUGCUCUUUUUUUU